Rotaria socialis is the source of this 522-nucleotide messenger RNA. The record is from the annotation of a GenBank genome assembly. Lineage: Eukaryota; Metazoa; Rotifera; Eurotatoria; Philodinida; Philodinidae.
AUGUCGUUAGACUUAGAUCUUGAUCAGUUUCAUGAUCAUUUAAAUGGAUCUAGUAUCGGUGCCGAUGAUGGUGAUAGUCAAGAUGUUGACAUAACAGUGAAUAGCCGACAGCAUAAUGGACAAAAUCAAGCUGAAAAACGUGCACAUCAUAAUGCACUUGAACGAAAACGACGUGAUCAUAUUAAAGGCAGUUUCAGUGAUUUAAGAGAUGUUAUCCCUUCAUUAAAAGGAGAAAAGGCUUCUCGUGCACAUGUUCUCAAAGCCGCUACAGAUUACAUCCGUAAUAUGAAAACAAAAAAUCAAUACCAUCAAAAAACAAUAGAAGAACUGAAAAGACAAAAUGCCAUCGUGGAAUUACAAAUUCGUCUUCUCGAACGUGUUAAAGAAACAGGUCAAUAUACCCGUCACAUCACAAAUCAUCAUCAACAAGAACAGUUAGUAAAAAUCGAACUAAACGGAAUUCAAACAACAAGAAAUUUAUUAACCCAUGAAAAUAAUCCUUCGAUAUCAUCUCAUAUAUAA